AUGGCUGCCCUCGGUGCCGCUGCUGUGGUCGGCCUAGGCAGCGAGGCCUUUGUGGCCUCCAAGCCCUUGCAGGCGCAGAGUGCUCCAAGCACGUCUUCGCUCAGGGGUGCAACCACCGUUCCGGGAUCGGAAUCCUUUGGUGGCGCGAGCAGGACGUUGGCGGUUGGCGCCGGGGCCGUUGCCACUGCGGUCCUUGGACGAGGAGCUUUGCUGCGCCGCCGCGCUACUGCUGUGAAGAAGAAGGGUGUCCGCGUGGUCGAGGGCAAGGAGAUCCCCUGGAACCUCUUCAGCCCCAAGGCACCGUACGAGGGCAGCUGCGUGUCCAAGGAGACCAUCACCAGCAAGACCCCUUUGGUGAACUGGGAGACGUGCCAUGUGAUCAUGGACCACGGCGGCAAGGUGCCCUACAUCGAAGCACAGCUUGGGUUUCGUGUGCCGCCCACCUCCCCUUCAACCGCCAUGGCAAUCAGUCGGGACGCCCCCAUCAUGGCUGCCCUCGGUGCCGCUGCUGUGGUCGGCCUAGGCAGCGAGGCCUUUGUGGCCUCCAAGCCCUUGCAGGCGCAGAGUGCUCCAAGCACGUCUUCGCUCAGGGGUGCAACCACCGUUCCGGGAUCGGAAUCCUUUGGUGGCGCGAGCAGGACGUUGGCGGUUGGCGCCGGGGCCGUUGCCACUGCGGUCCUUGGACGAGGAGCUUUGCUGCGCCGCCGCGCUACUGCUGUGAAGAAGAAGGGUGUCCGCGUGGUCGAGGGCAAGGAGAUCCCCUGGAACCUCUUCAGCCCCAAGGCACCGUACGAGGGCAGCUGCGUGUCCAAGGAGACCAUCACCAGCAAGACCCCUUUGGUGAACUGGGAGACGUGCCAUGUGAUCAUGGACCACGGCGGCAAGGUGCCCUACAUCGAGGGCCAGUCCAUCGGCGUCAUUGCACCGGGCCCGGACAAGAAGGGCGAGACCCCAGCAAAGAUCCGCUUGUACUCCAUCGCCUCCUCCGCGCCCGGCGACGACGAGAGCAGCAAGACGGUGUCCUUGGUGGUGAAGCGCGUUGUGGAGGUGGCCGGACGUGGCUGGUGCGAGUACUCGAACGUCGAAAAGGGAAAGGAUCCUGAGUUCCCGGACGCAGAGAAGGUCUAUCGCGGAGUUUGCUCCAGCCACAUCUGCGAUUUGGAAGCGGGAGAUGACGUUCUUAUCACGGGUCCAACAGGAGCCGAGAUGCUGUUGCCGGAAGAUCCCGAGGCGAACAUGAUCUUCAUGGCUACCGGAACCGGUAUCGCACCAUUCCGAUCCCACCUGCGCAACCUCUUCCACGACAAGGUCUCGAAGGGCAAGUUCAAGGGCUGUGCGUGGCUGUUCUUGGGAGUUCCCUUCAGCGAGUCCUUGCUCUAUGACGAAGAGUGGAAGGAGAUGCAGGCCGAGUUCCCAGGCCAGUUCCGCUACGACUACGCAGUUUCCAGCGAAGAGAAGUCUGAGAAGAACAAAAUCAACGGAGAGAUGUGGGUGCAGCACAAGAUGAUGGAGUACGGCGAGGAUCUGUGGCAGUUGGUCAAGGAUCCCAAAACGCACGUCUACAUGUGCGGCCUCAAGGGCAUGGAGAGUGGCUUCGCGGAGUGUUUCCAGGAGAAGGUGGAGGCAGAGGGCAUGGUCUACACCGAGUUCUUGAAGAAGAUGAAGAAGGACAAGCGCUACCAUGUGGAGGUUUACUGA
Messenger RNA from Symbiodinium sp. CCMP2592, 1698 nucleotides. NCBI's taxonomy places the organism in Eukaryota, Dinophyceae, Suessiales, Symbiodiniaceae. The record is from the annotation of a GenBank genome assembly.